Ilyonectria robusta is the source of this 4905-nucleotide messenger RNA. RefSeq names its product putative death-receptor fusion protein-domain-containing protein. Lineage: Eukaryota; Fungi; Ascomycota; Sordariomycetes; Hypocreales; Nectriaceae. Gene Ontology annotation, biological process: tRNA methylation. The transcript has 6 exons. The record is from RefSeq and is a predicted model, not a curated record. Bases 212 to 4882 code for a protein of 1556 amino acids. Gene Ontology annotation, cellular component: cytosol.
GGCACGUGAUGUGGGCCUUCGCAGCUCCUAUGGCGCAAAAGCCUACCAAGCCUUGGAGCUAGAUCACCGUGAGGGACGACGACAGCUCUGGAUAAAGAGGAAAUCUCUUUAAUCAGAGUGGACUAGAUCUUGUAUUCUGCUGCUAUUGUAUCGGGGAAGCGCAGAGACAAAGGGUUUGCCUCCUGCAUCGACUGGAAAAUCCGACAUCACGAUGCGGGACAACGCCCAGCAGGUUGACGACUUAAUUGCCAACUCGAAUCACAUCUCAAAAUGGGUCGAAGAGCAGCCAGCUGAGAGCCAGGCCAGUUGGGCCGAGUCAAUCUUUACACAACUCCUUGACAAUGCCGCACAGCCCAGAUCAGCGUCUGGAAACUCUUGCGUAAAACUUUGUGGUUUCGUGGAACAGGCUUCAAAAUCAAGAUCACAAGUUCUCCGGGUGUGGGCUUUUACCAGAGAUAUUACCCUGAAGCUCUUCAAUUUCUACAUCGAGUGGAAUGAAUCAGACAACCACCGCUCCAUGAGAUUAGUCUUGGAGUUACUGCCCCGGCUCAUAAGAAGGAAUCCAGAUGAGGACGCUUCACAAUUGACAAAGGGAGGGAUCUUGGACAACCUUGUCUCCAUCGUUGCAGGAAUAUCGGCUAAGCCCCUGGCCAAGUCCGCAAUCAAGGCCCUAGAUCAUCUCUUGACUAAGGACAUCGUCUCUGUUGAAGAGAUCUACUCAAGUUAUGUGACUCUCCAGCAAAAAGAAGUGUCAAGUGACAGUCUUGAAGUAUGGAAGGAUAUCUUCUUUGAGCUAUUUCACUGGAUGAGAUUGCACUUUGUUUGCCCAGUUGCUGGGAGGUUCAUUGUUGUCUUGUACCGUGCAUUGCGCCGACGGACCCCCGAGAAGCCAGCGGAUCUAACUAUCGAGAUAUGGCACCAGUGGCUGCUGGAAGCACUAACCGAAGAGUCUUCGAUCCUGGAGCCUGUCAAGAAUUACAUAUUUCUUUCUCUUUUUAAGGCUGAUAAGUCAGAGGCCUUAUUGUUCCUGAGGAGGAUGAAUAACUACGAAGCUGUCUCAGCAAGUACCAGCUUGGACUUAGAUAUCCCAGCGCUCUUACAGCUGGCUGCUCUCGAGACUGGAAAGAAGGUUGGACUAGUGGAGGAACCAGCUUUGAGCGGCAAUGAAAAGCCCAGCGAGGAAGCGUUAUCCAUUAUUCUCGACGAAAAGGUUCUAGAGAGUGUUCUAGCUCAUCCUUCGCCCGAGGUCCGAUCCUUUGCCUUCUCUCUUCUAGUCAGCUCUCCUUUAACCACGCGGCCCUAUUCUUCCAAGGCGCUGGAGUUGUUACGGAAACAUAUGGCGGCCUUCUUCGCCGAGUCGGAUGCCAAAUUCCGAAACGACAUCUCCAGUAAGGUUCGAGACAUGUUCAAGAGAGUGAGAGGUGCCAUUUUCGUGCUGAAGCGAAGCAUACCUCGAGCAGCUGCCCAAGUCCAGAAGGAGAAUGAGGCACAAGGCACUUCUUCGAGCAAGUCAAACACGGUGAUUUAUCGCGCCAACUUAAUAUCACUGCCCGAGGCGCAGCUGGUUGAAUACUUGGAGUGUCAUGAAAAGUUCCUUUUCUGGUAUAUCGGGUUCCUGUGCAGCGAAUUGACCCCAACUGCUUCUUAUCAAAGACACAUUGCAUCUCUAAAAGCAGUCAAGUUCAUACUUCGCAUGGAAGGAGAAAAGGGCAAGACAUGGGAAACAUCCGAUGAUCAGCGGCUCUUCUUCGAUCGACUCGACGGCACGUGGCUGAGGGCUCUGUCUGACUUGAUAAUGGAUCCCUUUGAUGACGUUCGAGAACAUUCAGCUGUUGUGCUCAAGCAAAUCUUCUCGGAUGAACGGUACACAUGCUUUACUCUCAUGUCAACAGGAGGCAGGAUCAGUGCAUCUGAAGAACUUUCUGAACUUUUGCAAAGAGCGGAGGAGCUAGCGAGGAGAACAGCUCGAGCGGACCACUCCGACGGUGUUGCUAGAGUAUGUCAACUUCUCUACAAGUUCUCGAACGGCGAGCAAAAUCGCCUUUCUCUUUUGUCGACCCUAAUCAGCGGGCUCGAAACCAAAUUGUCAGUGGCUGAGAAGGAUCUGGGCCGAGCAGUCCUGGAAGCGCCAGUCCAUGGUGACUUUUCUUCCCUCUGCUACACCUGGCAGGUGGUCUCAGAGCUGCAGUUCUCUGAAAGCGAGUUGCAGGCUGUGCAAGUUCUCCAGGAUCGACUUAUGAUAUGCAGCGAGCGGGUGUGGGCAGCUGUCCGGGACAUCCUCUGCGACGACUCACCAGAGGGCCAUUUGCCUGAGGACCUAGAAGAGGUCGAUGGGCUGGAUACCAAGGACAUUCUAAGUUACAGCUUCCGAGCAGUUCACGAAGCGAGCAAUCUUAUGCGGGCUCUGAUUCUCUCCAUCAAGCAGACGUCCAAAUCGGGAAGAAUACACCCAUCAAGGGAGGUAUACGAGAGGAUAGGCAAUCUAUCUUUCACUCAGCUAUCCACGUUGAGGCAUCGAGGCGCAUUCACAACAGUAUCCCUAACCUUCGCGACGUGUUGUCAAUUCGUCAAGCACCUAGAUCAAGAAGCUGAGGACCAACAAACGCCAACCUUGCUCGAGAAAUGGUACAAUGGAACCAUGGAUGCCAUUGUCGCCCAAGUUUCGACAACUCGAAGAUCUGCAGGAAUCCCUGCCAUGAUGACCGGCGUGCUCUCUGCCAAUGCCUCAAGUCCUUCCUUCGAGCAGGUAAUGGUCAAGCUGAUGGAAAUUGCCAGCCUUGAAGCCCAUGUCUCUAAAACCGACGGCACCAACCUUCCUCAGGUGCAUGCCUUCAACUGCCUAAAGGACAUUUUCAAGAGCUCGUAUCUCACUGCAGUUGGAAACAAAUCGGAGAAGUACUUGCUGCAGUGUCUUGAGCUGGCCGCUAAUGGCCUCAAGUCAGAACUGUGGGCUAUUCGAAACUGCGGGUUGAUCCUCUUGCGCAGUCUCAUUGACUGCUUAUUCGGCUCCCAUGAAAGCAAGGCUACCAUGGAGGCUGGGUGGGAUGGAAAGGCCAACCGCAUUGCGUAUCACCGCUACCCUUCCCUUCCAAAGGUUCUCCUCAAUCUUCUCAUGUCGGGUCAUGAGAUCAUGGCACCCACAGCCAUGGGCUCGGCGGCGGCAGAGUCUGUCUUUCCAGCACUCGAUAUCAUCCGACGAGCCGGUCCUCCUGAGCUACUCCGAGACGAACUCCAGCUCCACAUCACCAGGUACCUAGCUAGCCCGGUUUGGCAUGUGCGUGAGAUUGCAGCUCGAACCCUUUGCUCGUGUCUCCUGCAUGACAAGUGGCUCGAUGCCAUCGCCGCUUUGGCUGCGGAGUCUGUGCAGCCCGCAAAUAUCAAUUUCCAAAACUAUGUACAUGGUGUUCUACUAUCUCUCAAGUUCGUCAUCGAGAGACUUCAGGAGGUCGUACAAGAUCGUCUUCAAAGUGACGUGCCAAGACUUGUCCAAUUCCUUGGGCAGUAUUGGAGUCAAAUACAGGCUCUCAACUCCCCGGAAAUCGCAGCUGCGUAUCUCGAGGUUGUGAACAUGGUGCGAGCACUUCCAAGACCAGAAGCCGCUGGGCGUCUCCAAUUCGAGUUUCCAAUUUUCGGCAAGUCCCAAAGUGCUCUCUUGAGGGGUCAGCGGGUGAUUCAUGAGGUCUAUUCCGCCUCAGAGUCUGGAACACCAGUCGAGAAUCUCCGAGAUCUGCUCUUGGUCCAGAAAAUGGGUGUGAACAGCCUGGUGGUUGGGUUGGAGACAAUUCCGAAGCUCUGGAACGUGUCAACGUUUUCCGAGACUGACCUCUCUAGCUUCUGCGACCUUUACUUGGACGUUUGCUUAGCCAUCGGUCCGGCCGAGCCAAGAGUCGUUGCCCUGCAAAAUCUUACGGAGCUGCUAUACCAUUCGCUGAAGACGAAUACUACAUCCGCUCUUUCUGCCUCAUCGCUCUCUCGGUUAUGGAAUAGCCUGCAUUCGGGCUUGUUGAACCCUGGCCUCACCAAUGCCGUCAUCAGAAUCAGCGGUUGUAUCAUGGCGAUCCUAAGACAACGACAAGGGGUUUCUGUGGCAGGCAUUCAGAAUUGGGGACACAUGAUGUCAGACAUGGGGCUGGACGACAAGGACUUCGAUACCCGCCUAGCCGCAGCAGAGUCUCUGGCCUCGUUCUUCAGCGUCACGGACUCAGCAUGGGCCGUCGAGGAAUGCCUCCCGGCCCUGCUCGCCGUCUAUGACUCACUAAACGAUGACGAUGAUGAUAUCCGGGACAUUGGCUCAGCCGCCGUAAAGAACAUCCUCGGGCAACCUCUCGUCCCUAUCGAAGCCGCCAACCGGCUUGUGGCUUGGCUCGCUCAGCACUUCAGCAACAGCCCAGCGUUCCGCCGCAUCGUGGCAGGCCGAAUCAUGGGAGACAUCCAAUUCCCCGGUGUCGACAAUGGCGAGACCAAGUUCGCGGAUCAACUCCAGGAGGCCUUGAAGUUCGACGACUCCCUCUUCGUCAUCGAGGAGCAGAAUCUCUUCAUCGACGAGGUCAGAGAGUCCCAGCGCUGGGUGGUUGCGUUCGAGAGCAUGCAAUGGAGCCUAGAAGACGACGCCCUCAAACAUCUGACAUUGUCUGUAUGUGGAGGGCUGGUCUCAGUCGAUCAUCUGACGAGCGAAGAGGAUGGCCCUCUCGGAUACGGAUCGAAGCCCCAGGUCUUUGCCAUCCUGUCACGCGUCAUUCAGGCCGCUGCCGCGCUGAUGAAGCAUCACCCGGACCCCAGCCGGCGCGGAAUUGUCGAAAAGGCGAGCCAUGUCUUGGAGAGUGGCAAAGGUCACAUAUCUGGUCUACUAUUGCGGCCGUUGAAGGAAAGAACACAUGUUUGACUAGAAUAAACAAAUCGAGCAUU